UUCUUUGUAUUAUAUACAUUACUUAUAUUAUACUUGAUUUUUUAUCAAAUGUCACUUGAACUUAGUUUUCUUCUAGUCAUACAAAUUCAAGAGGAAAUUAAUUAUUUUAUACAAUCAAUUUAUAUAUAAAGACACAUAAUGAUUAUGGAAAAACAACAUAUUUUUUUAAUAUUUCUUUUUUUAUAUGUAUAUCAAUUUAAUGGUAUUCAAACUGAGUCUCUUCCAGUUGUUCUUUGGCAUGGAAUGGGAGACAGUUGUUGUUUUUCAUUUAGUUUGGGAGCAAUAAAAAAAUUAAUAGAAAAUACAAUACCUAACAUUUAUGUACAUUCUAUUCGAUUAGGAAAUAAUGAAGUAGAGGAUGUUGAAAAUAGUUAUUUUGGAAAUAUUAAUGACCAAAUACAAGAAGUUUGUCAUCAAUUGUUAAACGACGAAUAUCUUAAAAAUGGUUAUAAUGCUAUUGGAUUUUCGCAAGGUGCUCAAUUUUUCCGAGCAUUAAUUCAAAGAUGUCCUAAUCCUUCAGUUAAGAAUUUUAUUUCUUUGGGUGGUCAACAUCAAGGUGUUUUUGGAUUGCCAAAUUGUGGAACAUUGAAACCCGAUAUUUGCCAUUAUGUCACUCGUAUCAUCAAAUAUGGAGCUUAUUUACAAUUUAUUCAAAAAAAAUUUAUUCAAGCUACAUAUUGGCAUGAUCCAUAUCAUGAAGAAGAAUAUAAAGAAAAAAGUACAUUUUUGGCAGAUAUUAAUAAUGAACAUUAUAUUAAUAAGACAUACAAAAAAAAUCUUCAAAAAUUACAUACCAUGGUAUUAGUUAAGUUUGAUAAUGAUACUAUUGUUAGACCAGCAGAAACAGAAUUGUUUGGAUUUUAUAAGCCAGGGCAGGAAAGAUUAAUUCAAACAUUAGAACAAAGUGAUUUCUAUCAUAAGGAUCGCUUAGGAUUAAAAAUGUUACAUAAUGCGGGAAGAAUUCAUUUCCUUCAUUUACCUGGAAAUCAUUUACAAUUUACAGAAGAUUGGUUUGUCAAUUAUAUAAUUAAACCAUAUUUAAUAUAAAAAUGAAAAUGUAUAAGAAUAAAAUAUAUAAAAGAUGUAUAUUCUAACAAAUAUGUACUCAAAUAUGAUAUGUUAUAUGAUAUAUUGUAUGUAUUCUUUGUAUCUAUUGUAUUGCUAAUGAAAGUUAAUAAAAAUUUUUUAAGUAAUAA
Apis dorsata (giant honeybee) is the source of this 1196-nucleotide messenger RNA. It is a transcript of the gene Ppt1, whose product is annotated as palmitoyl-protein thioesterase 1. Gene Ontology annotation, cellular component: lysosome. The transcript has 8 exons. The record is from RefSeq and is a predicted model, not a curated record. The coding region runs from base 139 to 1047 and encodes 302 amino acids. Lineage: Eukaryota; Metazoa; Arthropoda; Insecta; Hymenoptera; Apidae. Gene Ontology annotation, biological process: protein depalmitoylation; receptor-mediated endocytosis. Gene Ontology annotation, molecular function: palmitoyl-(protein) hydrolase activity.